AUUCUUCCUCAGAUCCUCGACGGUCAUCAGAGACAUCUUCCAGACACUGAGUCAACCAAGCCAUAGUCUUAACAGUAUCAUUCUCGACUUCCCAGCGUCCAUUCGAGUCGUCCACGAACCCAAACAGCACAAUGACACUCCCGCAAACCUACAAACGCGCCGUCUUCACCUCGGCCGGGUCGCCUCUCACCAUCGAGGAAGUUUCCCUGCAACUCCCAGGCAAAAACGAGGUCCUUGUCAAGGUGGAGGCUUGCGGAGUCUGCUACUCGGACACGUUUGGUCAACACAACAGCUUUGGAGCCGCCUUCCCCAUCGUCCCAGGUCACGAAGUCAUUGGUCGAGUUGCCGCUGUUGGAGAAGGCGUCGAGGCUUGGAAAGUCGGCGAUAAGAUCGGCGCUGGCUGGCACGGCGGCCACGAUGGCACCUGCGGAACUUGCAGACGAGGAAUCUACCACAUGUGUGACAACCAGGCCAUAACCGGAGCAACCAGACCCGGCGGAUACGCCGAGUACGUCCUCGUCCGCUCCGAAGCCGGCGUCCCCGUGCCCGAUGGCAUCGACGCGGCACAUUACGCACCUUUUCUCUGCGCGGGGGUAACCAUGUUCAACUCACUUCGCCGUCAAAACAUUUCCCCCGGCGAGACGGUAGCUGUCGAAGGCCUCGGCGGGCUGGGCCACCUGGGGAUCCAGUACGCCAACAAAUUCGGGUACCGCGUCGUGGCCAUCUCGCGCGGGGCCGACAAGGAACCGUUUGCCCGCGAGCUGGGCGCUCACGAGUACAUCGACUCGUCCAAAGGCGACCCCGGUGAAGCACUCAAGGCGCUCGGCGGUGCGGCCCUCGUCAUGUCGACCAACCCUGGUGGUCAGCAGCUGCCGAAGCUUUUGAAGGGGCUCGCGCCGUUGGGGAAGUUGUUGAUUCUCUCGCUCCCUGGGGAUGUUCCUGUCGAUACUGGCCUUAUGAUUAAGUACGGACUGUCCGUCACGGCGUGGCCAACUGGGCACUCUCUGGACAUGGAGGAGACGCUCAAGUUCUCCAAGUUGCAUGAGGUGAACUGUCUGGUUGAGAAGUUCCCGCUUGAAAGGGCAAAUGAGGCCUUCGAGGCCAUGCUUAGUGGUAGGGUGCGAUUCCGGGCUGUACUUACGAUGGAUUAAAACCAUUUUGUUGGGGACCAGAGGCCAAUUCCAUGACAGCAGCGCAUGUGGAUCAAAUUGAGCCUAAGCCCG
Canariomyces notabilis is the source of this 1223-nucleotide messenger RNA. RefSeq names its product GroES-like protein. Gene Ontology annotation, cellular component: cytoplasm. The record is from RefSeq and is a predicted model, not a curated record. The transcript has 7 exons. NCBI's taxonomy places the organism in Eukaryota, Fungi, Ascomycota, Sordariomycetes, Sordariales, Chaetomiaceae. Bases 132 to 1151 code for a protein of 339 amino acids. Gene Ontology annotation, molecular function: alcohol dehydrogenase (NAD+) activity; zinc ion binding.